AUGGAAGUUGUUACUGGCUCUGGUUCAUCCUCUUUUGGGGUGCAUCUUCAACAUUGGCUUACUGACAAAAGAGCUCGAGAUCAGUUUCUCAUUCAAUGUUCUGUGGACCUUGAGAUUUAUUGGAAUAUUGGUGCAGGACAUUUGAAGCCUGAGCUUUUUGAUCAUCGUACGAUUUUUCUAGAAUCUGCUAUGUGGUCCCCUUCUGGGACUUACUUGGCCACCACUCUCAAAACGGGUUCUGUCAUCUGGGGAGGCGCAACUUUUUUUAUACCCUUAAUGUUUUGUGAUCACAACAUGGUUAAGCUAAUUGAUUUCUCAGUUGGGGAGAAAUAUUUGGUCAGCUACAGCGAGCAUGAUAGAAAAGGGGCUGCGCUUAAAAUUUUUGAUGUAAAAAGUGGAGAAGUAAAGAUGGUUAUUGAAAGAAGUCAGGGUGAGCAUGCGACUGGGGGAAUUGCAGGCAUAUCUCAAGCAGCCUGGCCUAUUUUUAGAUGGAGUGGCAGAAAUGGCUGA
Messenger RNA from Quercus lobata, 510 nucleotides. Its product is annotated as eukaryotic translation initiation factor 3 subunit B-like. The coding region runs from base 1 to 510 and encodes 169 amino acids. Gene Ontology annotation, molecular function: translation initiation factor binding; translation initiation factor activity; RNA binding. The record is from RefSeq and is a predicted model, not a curated record. Gene Ontology annotation, biological process: translational initiation. Gene Ontology annotation, cellular component: eukaryotic translation initiation factor 3 complex. NCBI's taxonomy places the organism in Eukaryota, Viridiplantae, Streptophyta, Magnoliopsida, Fagales, Fagaceae. The transcript has 7 exons.